Molecule: messenger RNA, 4339 nt
Organism: Sorex araneus (European shrew)
Lineage: Eukaryota; Metazoa; Chordata; Mammalia; Eulipotyphla; Soricidae
Gene: FAM227A
Product: family with sequence similarity 227 member A
Exons: 14
Coding region: 318-1628 (436 amino acids)
Source: RefSeq, a predicted model, not a curated record
AUGGCGAUGCGGACUCUCAAGAAGUGUCUGGAGGACAGUCAUCCCUCGUGCAUCGUGGGCUCCCUCAGCGAGGUGAACCACAGCCUCUCCGAUUGGUGUCUGGACCUCAGCCCCUUGGUCAGCAGGCUGGCAGCGUUCAAAAGCAAGAGGCGCUCCCAUGCAGGACUGUAGAUUCCAAGACUGUAGAUUCCAGGAGUGCCAGAGGUCUCACCAAAAGGAAAAUCGCUGAUAAAAACCUCCUGGCAGAACUGUUCCAGCACCCCGAGUUUAAUGAGUCUCAGCCCAACGAGCUCCCGAACGGGGUGGUCUUCCGGGAUAUGAUCAGAAACUUGAUCCUGGCGGAGCGGAGCCCCCUGACCGGCAAGACAUUUUGUGUUGAAAAAGAGUUGGAGAAGUUUUUCUUGUCGCCGCCCGUAAAGGCCAUUUGGCUGGACAGCUUCUGGUGGAUCUUUCAUGAAAGGUACAAGCCUGACAAGGAGAUCCAGAACAAGCUGUUCGACCGGAUCGCCCUGAACUACGCCUCUCUUUUAUAUUUUGGCCCUGGGUCCUUCUAUGAGCGGGCGAUCCUAAAGAGACUGCCCACGCUCCUGAGCCAGGGCCUCUACACCAGCUUCUGCUGCUGCUUCUCCCAGUCCUGGCUCAGCACCCACGAGUUUAAGUCUGCCAUCUGCGACACCAUGGGCCUGUGGUUCUCAGGGAUCUACCCCAGCCCUCAGAGCUAUAGCAAUUGGAACUACGCGAAACUGGAUCCCGAGAGACACCGGAGAGUGGAGUUAAUGAGUCCCGGCAAAUACGUGAUGAAGGACAGCUCUUCACUGUGGAAGGACACGAGCUCUGUCCCCAGCCAGAGGAGGCCCACCGUCACGAGGAGCAGCCGGUUCCGGAAACCCCACAUGCAGGUUGUAGCCAGUGAGAGGCCUGUUUCAUCUGGGACCAAGUCAGAAGACAGCUUCCGAACGCAGGACACCUACACCCCCAAAGAGCCUCAACGGCUGGCCCUGGCGUCGAGGAAAGCUACACAGCAAGUGAAGAAUAUCUCGGAAGCGCGGUGGCAGGCCGAGAGUGGUUCUAAGCAGUCCCACCCGGCCUGCAAGAACCCCAAGAUGGAGAAGUACCUGUUCAACGUGUGCGCCAAGAGCCCCCUGGUCCUGCACUUCCUGCUGAGAUACAGCAGCGUCGCCCAGCACGGGGAGGACGUGCUCAUCACCCGCUGGGAGCCGGGCCGGGGGCCGCCUGAGUCCUCGCUGACCUACCGCGACAUCAUCAGGCUGGCCCUGAGCAACAUGAUAAGGCGGAGGAACAGAGUCACCCAGCUGCACCAGAGGCACCAGCAGGGGUGGCAGAGCUUCGACAGGCACCUUCGGGAGCUGUGGAAGGACUUCCAGAGGGAGUUGAAGGAUAUCGAUCGCAAAGAAGCUGAGAUGAGGAAGAAAGCGCACCAGUUCCUCCUCUCGCAGACCUCUUCGAAGCCCACCAUCAAGCAAACCAGGGAGAGCGAUCUGAAAGAGUUUGAGUUUAUCUUAAGGCGCUACCACUCAAGAAACGCGCGCUACGCGGAGACCUUGCUCUCCAAGAUUAUCCAGCCUUGGGGAGAGCCCCCUGUCACUGUGACCCCAACUUCCUCCUAGAAGGGCCGUCGCUGGCCUGGGGCUGCUUAUGUACUCAGCAUUUCUAUUUCCUUGUUGUCUGAAAACUUUUUUUUAUUUGUUUUUGCCCCCCACCCCCCGCCAUAGGCACCCGCUAUCUCCCAGCACAGUAUUUGGGGUCACUCUCGGAGGCACGGGGUGGGAUGUGCAGGAUCAGACCCAGGCCGCCUGCAUGCAAAGCUUGCUCUCUGCCCGUUGGGUGCUGUCUCUGGGCUGCUCAUUAGUAUUUAUUCCCCCGUCCUUUUGUCACGUGGUGAUGUUGGGAGUGGGUGGGGGACACGCCUUGGGUGUGGCGCUACUGGACAAGCCCAAGUCGGCUUGUGGUACUUGCGCACCGAGCCGCGGUAACCACUAGGGGUCGCUCUAUUUCAGCGCUGCUGCUUGCACGCAGGCUUGCUGGAAGUUGUACCGCUGAAAAAAGUGGAUGCUUUUUUUUUUUUUCUUUUGAGUCACACCCAGCGAUGCUCAGGGGUGACUUCUGGCUCAGCACUCAGAAAUUACUCCUGUCGGUGCUUGGGGGACCACGUGGGAUGCCGGGGGGGUCGCUCUUGGGUUGGCCUUGUGCAAGGCAAACAACCCUACCCGCUGUAGUAUGGCUCCGGUCCCAAAAUGAAUGCAUCUUUAGUUGUGGUGCUUGUGGGCAACCCACCCUCCGACUUGCACACCCGAGGUACUACAGGGGGAUCAGGAAUCACUUCCGGUGCCAAGGGUUGCAGGGCAGCGCUGCUUGGAUGGUGCUCCACGCUCACAGUGGCUCCUGGGAUCGAACCCGCAGCCUUACGCUUCCAAGGCACGGACUUUUAGGCACUGAGCCAUCCCCCGGUCCCCUACAUUACAGGCAGUCCACAGAGGGACCGGGAGAAGACCCCAUGGCAGCUCUGCAUGCAGAUUCCCGGGGUUCCAUUCCUGCCAACUCAUGGUCCCCCGAGCACCUCGGAGUAGUCCCUGAGCACUGCCAGGUGUGACCCCAAAAUAGGAAAGAAGGGAGAGGAGAGAGAAGGAAGGAAAGCAAGAGAGCAAAUGAGAAGGGGUCCCAGGAGAACCUGGAAGAGGUCCCAGACAGAGGAUUCCUUGAGGCACUGGGUUUGCUCACUGUGUGAGCCACUGAGAGUUACGAGAAAAAUCAUGGUCCCAUUGGAGUUCAAUUUUGUGUGUUUGGGGGACCAGAGAAAUAGUGCGGUGGGUGAGAUACUGGCCUUGCACUCGGCAGACUAUGGUUCCAUCUCCUGCACCCCUACAAUCUCCUGAGCACUGCCAGUACUUGAGUGCAGAGCCAGGAAGUUAGCCCUGAGCAUCGCCAGGUAAAACAAAAUUGUGUUUGGGAGCUAUACCUAGCCGUGCCAGGGGCUGCUCCCAGUAUGUCACUCAGGGGUCGCUCUUGACAGUACUCAGGAGACCCACGUAGUAUCGGGUCACACCCUGGUCCCUUGCAUACAAAGUAUGUUCAUCAGUCCGCUGCUGUCUGCCCCUGGCCCUCGUGGUCCUAUUUGGAUUGUACACUUGACAGAAAACAGUGAAGGUUGUCACAAGUUCUGUAAAGGUUGUCACAAGUUCUCCCCAGGCACCUAGGGGCCACUCUCUGCUCUGUGCUCAGUAGUGACCGGUGGCCAUGGGAAGUACUGGGGACUCAAACUAGGGUCCAUGGCAUGGAAGACAAGUGCCUUAACCUCGUUACCAUCUCCCUAAUCUAUUGAUAUUAUUUUUAUUAUUAUUAUUUUGCUUUUUGGGUCACACCUGGUGAUGCACAGGGGUUACUCCUGGCUCUGUACUCAGGAAUUACUCAUUACCCCUGGCGGUGCUCAGAGGAUCAUAUGGGAUGCUGGGAAUCGAACCCGGGUCGGCCGCGUGCCAGGCAAAUGCCCUACCCACUAGGCUAUCGCUCCAGCCCCUAUUGAUACGUUUUUAUCUCAUCCUUUUAAACUUGUGGUUCUGUUUUAUAAUACCUACACAGUGUUAGUAUAGAACGCUAGAUAGGAUUUCCGAUUUUUUUUUCUUUUUGGGUCACACCCAGUGAUGCACAGGGGCUACGCCUGGCUUUGCACUCAGGAAUUACUCCUGGCGGUGCUUGGGGGACCAUAUGGGAUGCCGGGGAUCGAACUCGGGUCGGCCACGUGCAAGGCAAAUGCCCUACCCGCUGUGCUAUCGCUCCAGCCCCAGGAUUUCUGAAUUAUUAUUAUUAGUGCCUGCCAUUUCACCAACUCACAGAGCAAGGAGUAGCCACUGAGAACUACUAAGUUGUGCUUCACAUCUAAUAUAUAUAUAUAUAUAUAUAUAUAUAUAUAUAUAUAUAUAUAUACAUAGAUAAGUUCCAAUGUCUUCCAUUGUGGGUCCACUGUGGGUCCAUAGUCUGGGCUAGCCUCCAAGACAAAUUUUCCAGAUCAAGGAAGGAAAACCUUCUAGUUUCUCCCACAGAGAAAGAUAAAACAGUGGAAAGAGCUUGAUUCUAAAAAAGAUCUGUACAGAAUGGGAGACUAGCACCCAAGAAUAGUCGAGAUAAGUACCAGGAGGUUGGUUCCCGGCCUCACAUGCUGGAGGGAAAGGUAGCUCAGAGAAGGGAACACCAGGUAAAGUGUGGUUCAAGGACCCGCUGGGGAUGGGAGAUGCACACUAAAAGUAGACUAGAGAUUAAACACAGUGGCCACUCAAUACCUCUAUUGCAAACCACAACACCCAAAAGGAGAGAGAGAACAAAA